CAAGUUAAAACAAAUAAUCGGAUACAAAGAAUCAUCCACAAUCAAGCGUCUCACUGCUCAACGUGUCCUUUUCAGGACAGUCGCUAACAACGCGCCUUCUACAAACGGGACAAUACGUGCCACAUUUAAUUGCAAUAUCUGCUAUAGUUUACCCGUCAUUUUUUUUAUCAUCUCCUCGGUAAUUGAUCGAUUUCGCGUCUAUAAAAUAAUUCACCCUUGGAGCCAAUAAAAUCAUCAACGAUCCGAAAAACUUUUGCAAGCUUUCUGUAAGUAGAAACUCGAUCGAUAAAACGAUUAAAUUAUAAUAUACAACAGACAGAUCGAACAAAACGGAGCAUUGUCGCCGUAUGCAUAACUUCACACAAUCGAAUUACCACAGAAAAAUUACCCCCCCCGUUUUCUACAAAUCAAGACUUGAAAUUACGCUUAUCACUCUAUCUAAUACCGAUGAUCGAUUAGUCACGGGAGGGCAAUCACGCGCACGAGGGAUCCUCUCGCUUCGCUCGAGAGGGCAAGUGUACGCGUGUGCGAGCUUGCGUAUGUGUGGGAGCUUGUACGUGUGAUAAAGCGGCAAGCGUGGAGGGAAGCUCCAUCGGACAUGCGCCAGGCUUUCUCUCCCUUCAGGUACUAUGAGCGGUGGUGUCUACGGCGGUGACGAGGUAGGUGCUAUCAUCUUCGACGUCGGACAUCAGAGCCUUCGCGUGGGAUAUGGCGGCGAGGACACGCCGAAGGCCGAAAUCCCGACGGUCCUCGGGGUGUGGGAGGACCCGGCCGAACCCGGCGUCGACGGCAACAACAUCGCCAGGAAGCACUACAACAUGGACGUCACGGCCAUCCAAGUGCGAAAGAAGGAUAUGGAGAUAGUGAGCCUGAUGAAGGACGGCAUGAUCGAGGAUUGGGACAUGUUCGAGCGGCUGACUGAGUAUACUUACCAGCAACGCUUGCACGCCCUAGCCGAGCACCAUCCGAUCCUAAUGACCGAGUGCCCCUGGAACACCAGACUGAAGCGGGAAAAGUUGCUGGAGCUGAUGUUCGAGAAGUUCAACGUACCGGCCAUGUACAUCUGCAAGAACGCCGUGUUGGCGGCUUACGCUAACGGCAGGUCCACGGCGAUGGUCGUGGACAGCGGCGCCACGCACACCAGCGCGGUGCCGGUUCACGACGGUUACGUUAUCACUCAGGGAAUCGUCAAGAGCCCCUUGGGAGGCGACUUCAUCACUAUGCAGUGCAGACAGUUCUUCGAGGAGAAGGAUAUCGAAUUGGUGCCGGCUUGUCUGAUCGCUAGCAAGGACGUGGUGCGCGAGAGAGACCCUCCACGUUGGUCGAAACGACCUGGUCCUCAACCAACGUCUUCCUGGAUGAGCUACAUGGUGAGAGAAGUGCUGCAGGAUUUUCAAAUGAACUGCCUGCAAGUGUCGGAUAGUCCCUACGACGAAGACGUGGCGAACACUUUGCCCAUGAAGCACUUCGAAUUCCCGACCGGCUACAACGACGACUUUGGAUCCGUCAGGCUCAUGAUACCCGAAGCUCUUUUCGACCCCAGCAACGUCAAAGGUGUGGGUGCGAGUAUCUUGGGGGUUGGUCCUCUGGUCACCACGAGUGUCGGGAUGUGCGAUAUGGACAUCAGACCAAGUUUAUAUGGCAGCGUAGUGGUGACCGGUGGCAAUUCCUGCCUUCAGGGAUUCAGCGAGCGCUUGAAUCGAGACCUCGCCAGCAAAACGCCGCCGAGUAUGAGACUGAAAAUAAUUAGCGCGAACAGCUCGAGCGAGCGUCGCUACGGUGCUUGGAUCGGCGGCUCCAUUCUCAGCUCCUUGGGCUCGUUCCAGCAAAUGUGGCUGUCGCGGCAGGAGUACGAGGAGUCCGGCAAGAUAAUUUUAGAGAGAUGCGCAUAAUCCGCCUACGUGACGAGAGGUAUUCGUUAAUCGUGGUGCUAGAGAACCAGUUCUUUUUCGAGGUGGAUUGGAUCACUUAACUUUUUUAAGGUAUUUUUAACGAACAAACGGCGCGAUCGUUCUGGCAACGGGAAGAGCGAGAAAAGCUUCCAAAAGACGUUUGAAUGAAAAUUACACGACAAAUUGAGAGAUCUUUUGUAUCUCUGCGUAACGUCUUGCGAGGAGGACUUUGGUCUUGUGAAUAAUUUUAUUAGCUUUUCCUAUGCCAGAAUUCGAAUCUUUCGUCGGUUCGUAACCGUGCAAAGAGUGACUGUAACGCCACGACUGAUAAUGACAACGACGGCGAUGUAAAACAUCCUCCCGUUCUCGCGAGCAACCAUUAUCAAACGCAUUCGGAAGCGCCUGAGAGUUUAAGGAGAGUGAAAGGCAGACGUUAUAUAAAACGUUAAUAUAAGAUAAAUUUGAAGAUACUUUCACGCGGUCUUUGGACGGUAAUUUUUCACGACGAAAACUCGCACGGGGCGUUUCCGAUCAAUCUAUCGCACUUGCGGUUAACGUAAGGAGGCGCGAUUGAUCGGAAGCAUCUUACGUAACCCAUAAAAUCAACCGGAUGGAACGUUCAACGAGAGUAACGUUUCAAUCUCGCUUAGACGCUAGUGUUCGAUAGGCAUAUAAAUAUAACACACGAGGCUUCUAAAGAUACAGUUCCUAACUACUUCAAGAAUCUUCCACGUACCGUAUCUUACGAGAGGAAAGCCACUUCCCGUUAAAGUCGUUCCGCAAGCGAAAGCUGGUACAAUGUAGACUAGAUCAUACGUAGCGAAUUGCAUUAGAUAUUUAUUUCACUGUAAGCAAAAUACUCGCUUUACAUUGAGACAAUAGUAAUAUCCGUUAUAUCACGGCUAUUCUCACUCUAAGUUAUCCUCAAGAAGCGACAUUAUCGUAACGUAGUAAA
Harpegnathos saltator (Jerdon's jumping ant) is the source of this 2847-nucleotide messenger RNA. RefSeq names its product actin-like protein 6B. Lineage: Eukaryota; Metazoa; Arthropoda; Insecta; Hymenoptera; Formicidae. The transcript is spliced from 6 exons. Bases 630 to 1892 code for a protein of 420 amino acids. The record is from RefSeq and is a predicted model, not a curated record.